Molecule: messenger RNA, 1565 nt
Organism: Theileria parva strain Muguga
Lineage: Eukaryota; Apicomplexa; Aconoidasida; Piroplasmida; Theileriidae
Gene: INP53
Product: Polyphosphatidylinositol phosphatase
Exons: 2
Coding region: 327-1550 (407 amino acids)
Biological process (GO): phosphatidylinositol dephosphorylation
Molecular function (GO): phosphatase activity
Source: RefSeq, a predicted model, not a curated record
UUGAUUUUUGUAAAAUUUGUUUCUAAAAAAUCUUUUGGGGAGAUUAUCCCUGAAACAUUUUUUCUCUAAGAUUCCAGUUGGAAUCCUUUUCAUAGUCUAUUUGUCAUAUUGGCAUUUGUUUUAAUGAUUAUUUUCUUUCAUUCCAGCCUAGUUUGGGCUAUUCAAUACUGGAAUUCCUUUAACAUUUUAACGUAAAAUUUAAAUAAUAACAAUAAAAAUUGUAUAAAGUUUAAUUUAUUAGAGUUUGAGCUAAUUUGUAUUCCUUUUUUUAAUAUUCUGUAAAUAAGUUUAAUAUCCCCAAAUGAAUGUAUUAAUUGUACCAUAAUAUGAACGAAAAUAACUUUAAGAAGACUUUUUCAUUUCCUGUUAUGUUUAAGAAGUCCGAUAAGAAGGCUUCAGGAUUAAUUCAGACGAACGGCGACUACCUAGAUCACUGGGAGCCCAUUCGCAUUUUUGUGGGCACUUGGAACAUGGGCUUUAAAAAGAUUGACCCUAAGCAGUUUUCCAACGACGUUUCGUGCUCCUGUCACACCUAUGUGUCUGAGAAAUACGAUUGUAUGAGUUGCAAGGCUCGUUAUGUUGACCCUUUGAGUGAGUGGAUUAAGCUUGACUACGACGUGUACUUUAUAACGCUUCAGGAGUGUGUUUCAUUUAACUUUUUUGAGGUUGUAACCCGCUUUUUGGAGAAGUGUAGACAUCCGAUGGAACGGGUUUCAUUUAAAACUGACCGUAUUCUGGGCUUCGGAGAAGGCGCUGUGGUUAACAGAAAGAUGACUUGUAUUGCAGCCUGGGUCAGGAAAGACCUUCUGGCUAAUGGCGUUGUAAGGGUUUGUGCUUCAAAGGCUCUUUACCUUUCAGCCUAUAACAGGAGUAAAGGGGUAGUUUGCCUUCAAAUUAAGGCAUUUGGCCAAAUCAUCCUCCUACUAGGGGGGCAUUUACCAACAGAUUACAUGGAAAGGCAAAAAUCAUUUCAAACAAUUCUCUCAAAGUUGACAUACUUGUUUGGGGCAAACGAGAAACUCAUGUUUACGGACCUUUUUCAUCACAUUAUCUGGGCCGGAGAUUUCAAUUUUAAACUUACCAUUCCAAUGGAACGUGUUGUUACUAAUAUUGUUGAUGGCACACUUGAUAAAUUAAUCAAGUUUGAUGAAUUCCAUUUAUCCACAUCACCACUUAAGGACCAGAAAUUCUGUGAGGAUGUGAUAAAAUUUGACCCAACUUAUAAAAAACGAGAGAACAGAGAAGUGCUGGACAAGGGAAGAAAGAACUGGUUUGAAAUGGAGUACUCAACCUCAGACUCGAAGUGGUACAGCUUAAACACAGAACGAGUGCCUUCGUGGACUGACAGGGUGCUAAAAUGGUCCGAUAAAACAAUGGAAACCUGUUUAAUUUUUGAACCAACGAGUUAUAGAACUGCGAUUCCAAAGAAUAAAACGCCCUUACUAAUCAGUGAUCACUCACCAGUCUCCUGCGCUUUCAUCCUCAGACCCCUAAGCAGAAAUAUCGCAAUACCAAUCAAGCUAAAUGCACACACUUUUAAAUUUGAUUAAUUUUCUCAGACAAAA